Molecule: messenger RNA, 1090 nt
Organism: Prosopis cineraria
Lineage: Eukaryota; Viridiplantae; Streptophyta; Magnoliopsida; Fabales; Fabaceae
Product: leucine-rich repeat protein 1-like
Exons: 6
Molecular function (GO): protein binding
Source: RefSeq, a predicted model, not a curated record
AAAUCCACGUUUCGUACUGUAUGCGAUGAUAUUCCCAAAGCCGAUCCUGCAUCCUACUUUUUCUCUUUUGAAGCUUCUCUUCGUCUUCUUAAAGCAAUACUGAAUCCGAAUUCAGAAGGCGUAAAGCGAACCCUAAUAACUGUUGUACAGUUCUAUCAGAUCAAAGUAACUUUGGCGAUGGAAGCACCUACCUUCCCUUCCUUUUGGAGCUUGUUAUACGUUUCUCUAAUUCUAACUGUAAUCAAGCUUGUGAGUGCUAAUUCCGAAGGAGACGCACUCCACGCCCUUCGCCGGAGCUUACACGAUCCGAAUAACGUGCUCCAGAGCUGGGAUCCGACCCUUGUUAACCCUUGUACGUGGUUUCACGUCACCUGCAACCAAGAUAACCGGGUCACUCGAGUUGAUCUUGGCAACUCAAACCUAUCUGGACAUUUGUUACCUGAACUUGGGAACCUAGAACAUCUACAAUAUCUUGAGCUUUAUAAAAACAAUAUUCAAGGAACAAUUCCUCUAGAGCUUGGGAACCUGAAGAACCUCAUUAGCUUGGACUUGUAUAGCAACAACAUAUCAGGAAUCAUUCCUCCUUCACUGGGGAAGCUGAAGAAUCUCGUCUUUCUGCGACUGAAUGACAAUCAGUUAACUGGUCCGAUCCCUAGGCAACUUGCUGAUGUUAAAAGCCUUAAAGUAUUGGAUGUUUCCAACAAUGAUUUAUGUGGAACAAUUCCUACUGGAGGGCCAUUUGAGCAUAUUCCAUUGAAUAACUUUGAAAAUAACCCUCGGCUGGAAGGUCCAGAGUUGCUGGGACUUGCGAGUUAUGAAACAAGUUGCUCGUGAAGACCACAAAGCCUUAGGAUCUGAAUCUUAAAUGGAUUACAUGCGUGUAUUAGAAAAUCAAAGUGUGUUAUUAUCUAUUACUGUAAUAGGCAGCUGUAAAAGUAGCCCCUGUUUUAUGUAAAUGUUAGUGAUCGAAAUGAAUUGUCAUCCGUAAUUGUAUUAUGAUGGUUCAAAAAACGUUAAAAGACGUGAGUUGCAAUGGUGGUUGUGAUUGCUGACUUUCUGAUGGAUAUGAUAUGAUGGACUGAUCUAAUCA